GGGAUCUCGAGUAUGAGGUCUUAAUUACCACAUGAUAAAGGUGAAGGACUGACAUUGAAUUGUUAUUUCUAGGUGAAGGAGGUUGAUGGCACGUUCUCAUUGCCACUGGACUUUCUCCAGUUCCGUAAACUUUCUGAACUACAGGAAUUUUGUGUAAUUUUAGAGAGUAAACCUAAAGAUGCUCUGUUGUGUAUGAGUGCUUCAUUACACAAGGUUUUCUUUGAGAAAUUGGGAGAUGAAAGUUUUGAUGAUUUUGUGAAGAUAAAUAUCCGCCUCCACAACUACCCUGAAUCAGUAAUUGCAUUGAAGAACCUAAAAGCCGCUUAUAUUGAUAGGCUUGUCUAUGUACGUGGUACAGUGGUAAAAGUCAGCACAGUCAAGCCUCUGGUGAUGCAAAUGGAUUUUGCCUGUACUAAAUGCGGAACCAGUAUUACUCGUGACUUUCCAGAUGGAAAAUUUUCACCUCCACCAAUAUGUAAAUUGCAUGGUUGCAAAUGCAGGACUUUUAAUCCCAUAAGGUCUACAGCUCGACUUAUCGACUUUCAGAAAAUAAG
Messenger RNA from Nicotiana tabacum (common tobacco), 554 nucleotides. RefSeq names its product putative DNA helicase MCM8. The record is from RefSeq and is a predicted model, not a curated record. Lineage: Eukaryota; Viridiplantae; Streptophyta; Magnoliopsida; Solanales; Solanaceae. Gene Ontology annotation, molecular function: ATP binding; single-stranded DNA helicase activity; single-stranded DNA binding. Gene Ontology annotation, cellular component: MCM complex; nucleus.